GUCUCCCUCUGCCGAUGGGUCCUCUCUUUUCAUCUUCUCCAUUUGCCGCAAAAACCUCCCUUUCUCUCUUUUCACUACCCACAAUCCUCAAUCCCCAGUUCGCUACUUCUUGGGGGGUUUUGUAGAGGUUUUCUCCUACUCAUUUCAUUCGACUAUCCGAUUUCUUUACAAAAGAAAGAUAGCAAGAAUAGACUGAGGGACUGAAAGAAGGAGAUGGGUUCUCUACAAGAUGUGUCAAGGAAAGGAAAUAGACGAAAAGACGAGGGAGAAGAGGUAGAGGGAGAGCCAAUAUUGAAGCAGCAAAACCAGAGGUUUUGCAUGUUUCCCAUUAAGUAUCCGCCCCUUUGGUAGAUGUACAAGAAGGCUGAAGCCAGUUUCUGGACCGUAUGGUCGUAGUGGCAACUUCAGGGACUGGAUAUGUGCUGGGGAGUGGAAAUGCCAUUGAUUUUGCGGUUGGACUUGUGUUGGAACAAUGAUGGUUGCUAACUCCUUGAAUCAGAUUCACAAUGACUGGAGCACUGACUUUCAAGAGUGAUGGUUAUAGUUUAGGGGUUAUCCUUCUGGAGCUCUUAACUAGACGUAAACCUGUUGAUCAUACACUCCCACAUGGACAGUAGAGUCUUGUGACAUGGGCAACUCCACAACUUAGUGAAGAUAAAGUGAAGCAGUGUGUUGAUGCUAGACUACUUGGAGAUUACCCUUCAAAGGCACUUGCAAAGUUUGCUACUGCGGCCACAUUUUGCCUGCAAUACGAAGCUCAUUUUCGGGAGCAUUGUAGUCAAAGCUCUCCAGCCUUUUUUGCACACUAGGCCCACUGUCCAGGGUAAAAUGCAACAUCCAUAAAUUCCAGUGAGUUGCCUUCCGGUCUUUUUGCUAAAUCUGACGUUAUGAUUUGUUCUGUAAAUUGAUGCUUCUGGAUUUCCAUUGUUUUAAACCUUGGAGAUUUUAUUUGUCUUGUCGUUGUAGUUCUAGUUUGACUCGAAUGAUACGAGGCGUGAUAUUUGAAUGAUUUGGGGCAUGUUAUUACUAAUUUUUAUUUUUAUUCUCUUAUUUAUAAAACUUAAAUGUAGCA
Molecule: messenger RNA, 1072 nt
Organism: Rubroshorea leprosula
Lineage: Eukaryota; Viridiplantae; Streptophyta; Magnoliopsida; Malvales; Dipterocarpaceae
Source: the annotation of a GenBank genome assembly